This is a messenger RNA of Andrographis paniculata, 833 nucleotides long. RefSeq names its product membrane-anchored ubiquitin-fold protein 2. Lineage: Eukaryota; Viridiplantae; Streptophyta; Magnoliopsida; Lamiales; Acanthaceae. The record is from RefSeq and is a predicted model, not a curated record. The transcript is spliced from 3 exons. Gene Ontology annotation, molecular function: protein binding. The coding region runs from base 474 to 824 and encodes 116 amino acids.
CAUCAUCUGUAUCUAUAUCUAUAUCUAUACACACACAUAUAUAUAUAUACAUAUCCAACCCCCCCUCCCCCACCCACCCCAUCUUUCAGAUUCCUUGCUACAGGGCUUCCAUAGGAUUGGAUUGGGAAGCCUUUAUUUGUUGUGUUUUCUAGCAGUGCCUCACUUCCCAAUAUGCAUAAAAUUCUCUCCAAUCCAUUUAAUACUAAUAAUAAAAUAAAUUGUAUUGUACAUCAGAUGCUCCAGAUAACCCUAAUCAUAAUCUGCUGUAUUUAUUCCUUUGGAUGUUUGUGGGCAUCUCAUCUCAGCCAACUUGUGCUCCAUUAAUUCUAAAACCAUAUAUACUUUCAGAUGCACAGAAAAAAGAAGGGCUGGCUCUCUGAUUGAAUCCUAACAUCUAAAGACAACUUAGUGUGGAGGAAUUCUUGGUCUGAACGAGUGUAAGAAAAGGGCAGUCGUUUUCGAGUUUUUUGAAGAUGUUGGGAGGGCAAGAUCAGCUGGAAAUCAAGUUUAGAUUGACCGAUGGAUCCGAUAUCGGCCCAAGAAACUUCCCUGCUGCUACUAGUGUGGCUACCUUGAAGGAGAAUAUCAUAGCUCAGUGGCCUAAAGCAGAGAAAGAAAAUGGUCCGCGAACAGUUAAGGACAUCAAGUUAAUCAGUGCAGGAAGAAUACUAGAGAACAAUAGGACUGUCGGGGAAUGUAGGAGCCCGUUAGGUGAUGUUCCGGGAGUUACAACUAUGCAUGUUGUUGUUCAACCACCUACGGAAAAGGAAAUAAAAUUGGCAAGUGAUCCUAAGCAGAACAAAUGCUUAUGUACCAUACUAUAAGAGACACGA